AUUGUCAUCUGUUUAGAUGAAAAUCAUAGGUUUGUCUCCCAGACUGUGGUCCAACAGUCUGUGUCUGCAUCAGCUCAGCUGGGAGACCCUGUGGCUCUCCAGUGCUCUAUUACCUCCCAGAGGACGGACCACAGUAACCAGUGCCAAGGGGAACCCAGUGUGUACUGGUUCAGAUCAGGACCAUCUCACCCUGCUGCCAUUUACAUGAAUGGAAACAGGAGUGGUGAAUGUCAGAAUAGUUCUGGGCCUCCGUCUGCUCCACAGAGCUGUGUCUACACUCUCCCCAAGAACAAUGUAGACUCCUCUGAUGCUGGGACUUACUACUGUGCCCUGGCAGCAUGUGGGGAAGUUGUGUUUGGAAGUGGAACUAAACUGGAGAUAACAGAACCCAACGGGCAUCUUGUUACGAUGGUGCUUGGAAUACUGUUGGCUUGUUGUCUGGCUGUGAUCACAAUCCUCUUUCUAACCAGAAAUCAAAAGUAUGUUUGUGAUCAUCGCAAAGGAACUCUGAGUGCUUCCUUCCAUGUUCCACGUGACUCACAGAUUCAGAAACAACAGGAUGGGGAAACCGAUUCCUUGAACUACGCAGCAUUGGAGUUCUCUGGCAGGAAAACCAAAGGAGGGAAGAAGAACACUGAAAGGAAUCAGGAGAGUGUGUAUUCUGCUGUGAGAGAAACCUGACACUGAAGUCCAUCAACCUGGGAGUUUGUAUCACCUCAUGAGGCUAAAGGAGGUGAUAAUGGUAGUAUUAAUCAAGACAUGCUUAUUAUUAUAUAUAGAUAGUAUAUCGAUUGUUACUUAUGUUUCGCGAUGUCGCUCUUUGUGGAUCAUAAACAGCAAAUUGUUCAUAAUUUGUGAUGUAUUUCGGAAGCCUAUCUUGUUGAUGUGCAGCAGUACAUGGCCAUGAAUAGAAUAUUAAGCAGUUUACAAAUCUUGAUGCCUAAAAUUACACUUCACAAAUGAAAAAUAAGAGACAUAGAAAUGAGUAAAAAAUAGUAAAAUGGACAGGAUGACAUGCACAGGAAAUACAUAGUGCUGACACAGCUUGCACAGGUUGAGCACUCACAGAGCAGUGAUGCUUUGCAGCUAAAACCACAAGCAUAAGGUCACAGCACUAAAUCAUUAUAUAGGCUGCACCUUUUAUAUCUCAGAGCUCAAACUUUUGAUAUCGAUUCCGUUGAUCUUGUGCCCACCCAACAUUUUUUUAUCAUGUGUGAAUAACAACACAAGGUCUUACAUACAGUAGACACACACAAAUCUAGUCAAAUAUUUCCAUUGCUGCAACGCUUGCGUGUCUUUCUUUGGUGACUAGUUAGACCAACUACAGCAAGUAGGAAGGGAACUGUGAAAAGGAGAAAGGUCCAAAGGUGCUCUCAAACUGUGAAGAUGAAAUCCCCAUUUUUUACCACAUGAUGUCAUGUUGUUGAGCCAUUUCAGAAUACAUCCCUUUGUAACAUCACAGUGUGGGAGCGUCCACUCGGCUGGGAGGAGUGGAUCGGUGGUCUGCAUCAUCAGGUAGAUGUGAGUUGAUCUGUGUGUCACACAUCUGAUUGGACACUCCCACUUGUAUGAUGUCUCAAAGUUCUGCAUUUUGAAAUGGCUCGUCAACCAGAUGCGGGCGGGUAAAUAGGGACCCAAUAUAGAACCAUACAAGACUAAGAUAACUGAAAAAUCAAAAAAGUUAAAAGAAAAAAGGAUGCAUGCGCAUCACGUAACAAUUGACAAGACAUCAGUGGUUGUGUAUGAAUGAUUGGUGAUGGGACUCUAUAAUGGAAUGAUGUUGCAUCUGAUGCUCCCUGCAGUAAAUUAUGAUCACACGUGAAUAAUAUUAAGAUAUUAAAAUCUCUGAAUGUCAUUUUGUCAACAAUUGUUAUAAGAUGGUAGCAAUUUUUGUAAUUUACUGAAUCAA
This is a messenger RNA of Gadus chalcogrammus (walleye pollock), 1909 nucleotides long. RefSeq lists its product as uncharacterized. The transcript has 4 exons. The record is from RefSeq and is a predicted model, not a curated record. Gene Ontology annotation, biological process: response to bacterium. The annotation marks the transcript as partial. Lineage: Eukaryota; Metazoa; Chordata; Actinopteri; Gadiformes; Gadidae.